Lampris incognitus (smalleye Pacific opah) is the source of this 2106-nucleotide messenger RNA. RefSeq names its product solute carrier organic anion transporter family member 3A1-like. Gene Ontology annotation, molecular function: protein binding. The transcript has 10 exons. Bases 1 to 2106 code for a protein of 701 amino acids. The record is from RefSeq and is a predicted model, not a curated record. Gene Ontology annotation, biological process: transmembrane transport; sodium-independent organic anion transport; prostaglandin transport. Gene Ontology annotation, cellular component: membrane. NCBI's taxonomy places the organism in Eukaryota, Metazoa, Chordata, Actinopteri, Lampriformes, Lampridae.
AUGCAGGUGAAAAAUCAAAUAUGUACUGAGAGGAGCACCGACGACGACCCGGAGCACGAUGACAACCAGAAAAAGACAUCAUGUUUUUCCAACAUAAAGAUUUUCCUUGUGUCAGAAUGUGCGCUCAUGCUAGCGCAAGGCACGGUCGGAGCGUAUUUGGUGAGUGUCCUGACAACACUGGAGCGACGUUUUAACCUGCAGAGUGCUGAUGUGGGUGUCAUUGCCAGCAGUUUUGAGAUUGGGAACCUUGCCCUCAUCCUGUUUGUCAGCUACUUUGGAGCCAAGGCCCACCGUCCCCGCCUGAUUGGCUGCGGAGGGAUCGUCAUGGCGCUGGGGGCAUUGCUGUCUGCCCUGCCGGAGUUCCUGACCCACCAGUAUGAGUAUGAGGCAGGAGAGUCAUGGCAUGCCGAAGACGGGAGAGACAUAUGCUCCAAUAGCUCCCGGACAGAGAGCAAGGCCUCGGGGUUUAACUGUGGGGACCGGGCAAACACCAACAUGAUGUACUUGCUGCUGAUUGGGGCCCAAGUCCUGCUUGGCAUUGGCGCCACACCCGUCCAACCUCUGGGAGUGUCCUACAUUGAUGACCAUGUCCACAGGAAGGACUCCUCGUUGUACAUAGGUAUUUUAUUUUCAACAUUAGUGUUUGGCCCUGCGUGUGGUUUCAUCUUGGGUUCUGUCUGUACCAAAGUCUAUGUUGAUGCUGUUUUCAUGGACACAAGUAAGCUGGACAUCACACCAGAUGACCCUCGCUGGAUCGGUGCCUGGUGGGGGGGCUUCCUGCUCUGCGGUGCCUUACUCUCUCUGUCGGCCCUCUUCAUGUUUGGCUUCCCCCAGGCCCUAGAUGAGCAGGACGUGGACAGUGGAGGGGAGAGUGAGCAGGCCAUGCUGCCUCCCUCCCUGAGCUCAGAGUACCAGGGCUCCAAGCCGAGCAAUGGAUCAAUGCAUGGCUUUGACCUCAACAGCGGGCUAACUGUCUGUGAGCAUCUGAGAGUUAUCCCACGGGUGACAAAGCAUCUACUGUCUAACCCCGUGUUCAGCUGCAUCACCUUGGCAGCCUGCAUGGAGAUUGCUGUGGUUGCCGGUUUUGCCGCCUUCCUGGGCAAAUACCUGGAGCAGCAAUUUAACCUCACCACCUCCUCGGCCAAUCAGCUCUUAGGGAUGACGGCCAUCCCAUGUGCCUGUCUGGGGAUCUUCCUAGGGGGCCUGUUGGUUAAGAAGCUGAACCUGUCAGCUCUGGGGGCCGUCCGCAUGGCCAUGCUGGUGAACCUGGUGUCCACUGCCUGUUACGUCUCCUUCCUUUUCCUAGGCUGCGACACAGGGCCCGUUGCUGGGGUUACAGUUGCCUAUGGCAACGAGACGUUGCAUUCCUGGCAGCGACCAGAGUCACCCUGUAUCAACAACUGUAACUGCUACACAGCCUCAGUCAGCCCGGUGUGUGGCUCCAAUGGAGUCACCUACCUCUCGGCCUGCUUCGCCGGCUGUACCAAGCCAAACCUGACUGGUUGUACCUGUAUAUCCAGUAGCAGUGAGGAAGCAGUGGCUUUGCCUGGGAAAUGCCCAAGUCCCGGCUGUCAGCAGGCCUUCCUCACCUUCUUGUCUGUUAUCUGUGUGUGCAGUAUGAUUGGAGCCAUGGCCCAGACACCCUCUGUCAUCAUCCUUAUCAGGACUGUCAGCCCAGAGCUCAAGUCUUACGCCCUUGGGGUUUUGUUUCUACUGCUAAGACUGAUUGGAUUCAUACCUCCUCCUCUCAUCUUCGGCAUGGGCAUCGACUCCACUUGUCUCUUCUGGAGCACAGUGUGUGGGGAUAAAGGUGCCUGCAUGCUGUACGACAACGUGGCUUACAGGCACCUAUAUGUCAGCAUCGCCAUCGUCCUCAAGUCAUCUGCAUUCCUCCUGUACGCUACCACCUGGCAGUGUCUGAGGAGGAACUACAAGAAGUACAUCAAGAACAGCGAGGGCUACCUCACCCCCACCGAACUGUUUGCCUCCAACAUGACUCUAGACAACUUGGGCAAGGAGAUCACCCAGAACCCAGCCACCAGGACAAAAUUCAUAUACAACCUAGAGGACCAUGAGAUGUGUGACAACAUGGAAUCAGUUUUAUAG